AGCAGUUUUGUUGUGCUGGGCUCCUUUGUGGCCUUCUUCGUCCACCUCACCAUCGUGGUGGUCACCUACAUCCUCACCAUCAGCGCCCUGCAGACUGAAGCUACCCUCUGCCUUGACCAGCUGGUUCCCCUGCCCAAUUGGACCGCCACCCUGAUGCUGGGCUUCUUCCCCCAGGCCUCUCUCUCAGAGAAGUUAUUCUUCAGGUGUCCGCGACACAGGAGGGGUAGGAAGAGGGGUCGGCGGGGGUGGACCUUCAGUACAGGCAUUGCACUGUGCAGUCAAUCAGCAACAAACAGAAGGCAUCCAAGGUCCUGGGCGUGGCCUUCUUCCUGAUCGUGGUCAUGUGGUGUCCCUUCUUCAUAACCAACGUACUGUCGGUGGUGUGCGACCCUGUGAACUAUGACCCGGGGGUGAUGGGGGAGCUGCUGAAUGUGUUUGUAUGGGUGGAUACCUCUCCUCAGCCGUCAACCCUCUGGUAUACACUGUGCAACGUACUGUGCAGCCUUCUCCUGCUACAUACGCUG
Messenger RNA from Coregonus sp. 'balchen', 524 nucleotides. The record is from the annotation of a GenBank genome assembly. Lineage: Eukaryota; Metazoa; Chordata; Actinopteri; Salmoniformes; Salmonidae.